AUGUCAAUUCAAUUAUUCUUAUUGUUUGCUAAUAUAAUCUUAAUUCAUAGUUGGCAAACUAGUGAAAAUUAUGAUAACAAUCAUGAUGAAUUCUCCAUAAAAGCAAAAUAUCCAACUAUAAUGAAAGAUAUUGAAAAUGAAUGUGAAAAAUGUGAUCGUAAAAAAUGUCCACCUAUAAUACAAUGUAAUGUUGGCACAGUACGUGAUAAAUGUGGUUGUUGUGAUAUUUGUGCAUUAGAAGAAGCUCAAUUAUGCAAUAUACCGGAAGAUUUUAAAAAUGGCAUUUUGAAACCAAAAAUUCCAUGGCAUGGAAUAUGUGGCACCGAUUUAGAAUGUCGUCCACGUACAGAUAUUGACUCAAAGAUAAUUGGAUCACAAAGUAUAUGUUAUUGUGUUAAACAAGGCAAAGUAUGCGGUUCCGAUGGUGUGACUUAUUCAAAGUGUACCAUGAAUGCAACUAUCAUUGCAUCGAAUGGUCGAAUUACUGCAUUGAAUGAAGGACCUUGUCAUACUGUGCCUUCGGUUAAAUUAACUGCAUUAAAUCAAACUGUGAUUGAAGGUACAAAUGUCACGUUGAUUUGUGAAGCACGUGGUUAUCCAAUUCCAACGAUUACUUGGUAUUUUAAUAAACCGAAUCAAAAACAAGACAAAACUCAAAUGCCAGGUAAUUACAAAGAUGUAACUGUUAGUGUUCGUGGAGGAACUGAAGAAACACACACUAUAUCUUAUUUGCAAAUAACAAGUUUCACCCUGGAAUAUGAAGGUGAAUAUGUGUGUAUGGCUGAUAAUAUUGUCGGCAUCAAAGCUCAAGGUACAUCGCUGGUUCGGAAUGGAGCUUCAUCCUCUUUACUUUCCUCAUCUGACACAAAUCUAAGCGAUUAUGAAGUCAGGCAUUAA
Messenger RNA from Schistosoma turkestanicum, 897 nucleotides. The record is from the annotation of a GenBank genome assembly. Lineage: Eukaryota; Metazoa; Platyhelminthes; Trematoda; Strigeidida; Schistosomatidae.